Messenger RNA from Dichomitus squalens LYAD-421 SS1, 510 nucleotides. RefSeq lists its product as uncharacterized. The transcript is spliced from 3 exons. NCBI's taxonomy places the organism in Eukaryota, Fungi, Basidiomycota, Agaricomycetes, Polyporales, Polyporaceae. The record is from RefSeq and is a predicted model, not a curated record. Bases 1 to 510 code for a protein of 169 amino acids.
AUGGUCCGCGAGACAAAGCACCCUCGUCAAGUCUGCGAAAUCCGUGCCGUCCACUACGACCAGGCGGUCCUCCACCAGGGAAAGGCAACAGGAGACGAGCACCGCUCGCUCGAGCACGUCUUGCUCUCGAUAAAGCCCAAAUUUAUGCAGCUUAUCGUAGAGCAGAAGAAGAAUCACGAGUACCGCAACUACAAGCUGAAGGAGACCGUGAAGCACAUCUGGUUGUACGAGACGGCGCCCACGUCUGCUAUCACAUACGUCAUGUCUACCACAGAUCCUAAGGCCCCAGGCGAGGUGCAAGAUCCCUCCGGGGUCGGCAAUGACGACUUUGAUCAGGGCCUCAUGUCCAAGUUCGGGUACCCCAUCAUCGAGCUCUGGAGGCUCAGGACACCCAUCACUGCCACCCAACUCAAGGAGCACUUUGGUAUCGCGUCAUCCCAAGGAUGGAGGUAUGCGACGCGGAAGCUGGUGGAGGAGUUGCCGCUCCACGAGAUGGACAAGCUGUUUUGA